CGCGACGCUUCGCAGCCACGCGAACGCAUCCGUUUCCCCCUCUAUCCAGCGAGCUUUGGAAAACGAAGCAACAGGACGAGUCUCCAUUAAACUCACCCUCUUCGAACAUUCGCCGAAGAAACUCAACCAAUCGCGUUAACCAGUGUCAACAUUCGAAAGUGAAACAUUCAACCGUCGCUCUGUAACUAGUCGCGUGAUCUAUGACUGUACUCGUUUGAAAAUCGGUGCGCGCGAUUCGAAACCGUUACGUGUCGAAGUGGAUCAGUGAGAGUUGCACGGAGAGGGUGGAAAGCGUUGUGUCGCGAGCUGGAAGUGAUGUCGGUAAACAGAGGUAAAUAAGUGCUCGUAGACACCGUAUAUUCGUUUCGUUGGUGGAAUAUCAGUGCGGACGCGCGGAAUUCGAUGGCAGUUUCGUACUCGAACCGAAGAAAGACGUGAGACGGACCGAGGUCGACGCACCUGUUUUGUUUUCCUUCUUCCGUUGGUAGCAGUAGACCAGUUACUAGUGUCGUCGUUAAUUGGAGGAGUGCUGUGAUGAAGCAGUUCUGUUGAUACCCGGGAAGUUUCUCGGGAGAUGAUCCAGGGGAUCCACGAUCGAUUGGGAAACUGCAGGUGGCUUUGCUUCGACUACGAUUCGAGAGCCUCGCGUGCUCGAACAGAUAUUCUCCAGGCAUCGAUCCCGCUCCAACCCCUUCACUCUACAUUUUAAACACCGAUAUCUCCGAACCGAUCAAACUUGAAUAUUUCAUCAAGGAAAAAGAACACAAUUUUUAUCGAAGAGGAAAAAACUCGUCGAGGAAAAAGUGAAGAGUCGUUGAUAAAUGGCGACGCGUAAUCGACACUGAAUUCGUGUUUCUUCGGUGAGGAUAGUUGUCGAAGAGGAUCGAAGAGGUGUGAAACCGCGGGACAUGUAAAUUUGGGGAGUCGUAGGUUAGAUGGAAUUCGCCCUUGUCAUGAAGCAAAAUCGAGCGGGCAGGAUCGAUUAGAUGCGGGAUCUUCGUAGUCGUGGUAGUUCGAUAGCGCCGCGGGACACAUGCCGAGAAUGUCAAUCUACUGUCACGAAUUAUGGAGCCGGUUCGGUCGAGCGGUAACGACGAGCGCUUGAGGUCUCAAUCGUGGCUCCAGGAAUCAAGCGAAGAUUCCCAUGCACGGCUCGUAUCCUCCAGGAAUCCCAUGGUCGAGAGGAAUAAGGGAGCAUGAGGUAGCCGUCGACGAGGGGGGCGCUUCGGAUGCUCCGGACUGCCGACUAGGCUCGUAUGGAGGGGAAGAACGCAAUCACCACAGAAGGCUCCCUGCUUCUAAACCUGACCACUAUCGCCACACAAGACGACGAAGACUUCCUACGAACAUUUCCGGGCAAAAACUCGCCCUACACGGCCGCGCAGGCAAUACUAAUCGCCCUGGUGCUUGGUAGCAUCAUUGUCGGGACAGUGAUCGGCAACAUUCUGGUCUGCGUCGCCGUGUUCCUCGUUAGGAAGCUACGAAGACCCUGCAACUAUUUGCUGGUUAGUUUGGCAGUUAGCGAUCUCUGUGUCGCCCUUCUGGUGAUGCCGAUGGCGUUGCUCUACGAGAUCUCCGGUAAUUGGUCCUUCGGUGCAUUUAUGUGCGACUUUUGGGUUAGCUUCGACGUGCUCAGCUGCACGGCCAGCAUCCUCAAUCUGUGCAUGAUCUCCGUUGAUCGUUUCUGCGCCAUCACAAAGCCACUAAAAUAUGGGGUGAAGAGGACUCCUCGGCGGAUGAUCAUCUACGUGAGCCUCGUUUGGUUAGGAGCAGCUUGCAUCAGUUUACCACCGUUGUUGAUAAUGGGAAAUGAACAUACCUAUUCGGAAACUGGAGCGUUUCAUUGUGUAGUCUGCCAGAAUUUCUUCUAUCAGAUCUACGCUACGCUUGGGAGCUUCUAUAUUCCUCUGUUGGUGAUGAUUCAGGUGUACUACAGGAUAUUCUGUGCCGCUCGUAAAAUAGUCCUUGAAGAAAGAAGAGCUCAAAGCCACCUGGAGGCUCAUUGCUAUCUCGAUAUAGAGCCAACGGUGCAGCACCAUCAGCCGUCCGUUGUGAACCGUCAAUUAAAUUCUGACGUUCAAACGGUUCAUGGAAGUCCACCAGUGAAGCAACACCGAAGUUCGAGCGCCUCCACUACGUGCAGCGGCCAUGCAGUGCGUUGUUUCGCUGGUGGUCCCCGCAAGAGCAACGAGUCUCAGUGUCCCAUGCUUCAGAAGCUGGAGAAGCCCAUCCUCUCCUCGUCCACAACAACAACUCCACCGAUGACGUCAACGAAAUCGACGAUCGUGCGAAACCACCUGAACAGCACCUGCAGCGUGACAAAUUCACCUCACCAGAAGAAACUGAGGUUUCACCUGGCGAAGGAGAGAAAAGCGAGCACCACCCUGGGCAUCAUAAUGAGCGCCUUCAUCGUCUGCUGGCUGCCGUUCUUCGUGUUGGCCCUGGUCAGGCCGUUCCUCAGAGACCCCGACCAGAUCCCCGCGUUUCUGUCGAGCCUGUUCCUCUGGCUCGGCUACUGCAACAGCCUGCUCAACCCCAUCAUAUACGCCACGCUGAAUAGGGACUUCCGGAAGCCGUUCCGCGAGAUCCUCUACUUCCGAUGCAGCAACUUGAACCACAUGAUGCGAGAGGAGUUCUACCAGAGCCAAUACGGCGAUCCCAUAAACAACUACGAGAUCAAAGCUGGCGAGCUGGAGGGCGCUGAACGCCUGGACAAUCAGGGCAUCGAGGCGAUCGACGUCGCUGCGAGCGCCCCUAACGAGAGCUUCCUAUGAUCCUCGAGAAACUCGUUCCUUGAUCGUCGGGUCGAUUAUGGCAGCCUCGAGACGGCCUUGGACCGGCCGUGAACGACACCGAUCGGUCUUUCAACGAGAAUCAACUUUCUGAAGCUAGAUUUGCAGAUGGAUCCACAACUUGUGCAAAAGCUUACAAUUGGAAGCUUAGAAGAAGCUUUAAAGGAUGUAGGUGCCCAUCUAGGAGUGCGGAGGUAGAUCGGAUGUAAUCGUUGAACAUUUGGAAGCUCUGUGUCUACGUGUCGACCAGUUGGCUAAGAUCGGGUCAUAGACCUGUGGUCUAUUUGGACAGGUGAAAGCAUUUCUACGCUUUGUGAUCGAAGUGUAAAGACGGGGAUUUUGAACUGACUGGAUACUGUCUCUUAAUCUAGCAUGACUUAGGAUAAAAUGUUUUAGGAUGAAUAUGUGAAUGUUGGGAGUCGAUGGUUAGAAGUAUGUUUUACGCUUGAUGUGUCCAGUUGAAACGAUUCUAUGGAAGUAUAUGAUCCGUAAUGUUGUACAGAGGAUAAAGUAAUAUGUGUAGUGUCGCGUUGAUAAUCUUGAACGGUGUGUAAGUAGCAGAGGUAUCUUGAAAAUAGUGACUCUUUCCAUUUCAAUGUGAGACGCGUUUACCAGUGCACUCGAUUCUGUGAAUUUUCGAAUCGUUUUUUAGCGAUGAAUAUGCGUUUUGGAGGUGACGUAUGUUAAAUUAUUGGUUUCUGAGAGAGACAAUUGUACUAAUUCAAGCAUUGAGAACAUAUGGAAAUUUUGUUAAUAUUUUGUGUAAUUUUGAAUUUGUUGAUGUUACGUUUCAGUAUUAAUUUUGGUGAGAGAUUUUUAGGGAUGGAGAAAGGAAAACUUGUGAAACAGAAGUAAUUAAAUUAGCAGGUUUCAAAUUGUUGCAAUUGUUGUUGGAAAGUUCAGAAUUAUUAUACAACAUAUUUCAAGGUCAUAAAAAUGUUCCCAUAAUCUACCUAAACAUUACAACCCUUGACUAGAAAUAUAAAUUUUGCAAAUGUCAACUGUUUAUAACAAGCAAAGUUCAGUAAGGUACAAUUAACUAAAGUCAAAAAAUAUAUUGCCAAAGGUAAUAAAAAUAAGCGGAUUUCACUACUAUUUCUUUUUUAAACCGCAGUAAAAAAGUAGUAAUCUUGUUUGAAUUCUUAAAUUCAAUUUUCCAGCAAAAACAAGAUUGACAAGGGAGAAAAUCGUAAUUCAGGACGGAAGAAAAUCGAACAAAUAACGCGUACCUGUGGGAAAUGUCAAUUGGAAAACCGAACCGGUCGGAAAAUUACUCGUGACACACGAGGGCAGUAAAACCAUCGCAACUGCUGCUUUCUUGCAUCUCUGGAGUGCGAUUACAACGAGCGUGUUUCCCAUUUGAAUGGUUGUUUGGGAAAUUUGUGGGUCACGGAGACCCUUACGUUGUUGUCAAAAUUCUUACAAAAGAAUGUGGAAAAUGUUACAAGGUGUUAAUGUUACAUUAACACAUUUACGUUACAGUAAGGUUACAUUAAUAUUCAUUGUGUUUCUGUAUUUGUUAUUGCAUAGAAGGGAUGAUCAUACUCCUUAUUUUACAAGAACAUAAAUCAUUUAUUGAUCGUCACACUAUACUUUUCCUAUCCGAACCAAAAAUACAAUAUUUACCCUCGUCAGCGAAAAUAACAUGCUUUCAUCAAUCUUGAGACUUGUCAACUUUUCUGGCGAAAAUCAAUCUUUUUUUUAUGUUGUUAAUGUACGGUUUUUUUACUAUUUCACCAUUAUACUCAUCGUUUCAAUUUAUUCUACUUAUAGUUUCAGCACUGAUUUUCUUUCUGCUUUCACGAUAAUCUCUGAACAGCAGGACAAUCUCUAAACAGCACUAUAAUGACGAGUUUCUAAAAUUUGUUCAACUACGAAAAACAAUUAUAUUUUUAAUUUUCACUGAAUGGUUCAUUUUUCUGUAAAAUAAGAAAUAUAUCUAAAUUAACUUCUCUUGUGCAAAACAACAAAACUGUCUCUGAAUAAUAACGUAACGUAACCUGUA
Molecule: messenger RNA, 4797 nt
Organism: Megachile rotundata (alfalfa leafcutting bee)
Lineage: Eukaryota; Metazoa; Arthropoda; Insecta; Hymenoptera; Megachilidae
Gene: 5-HT7
Product: 5-hydroxytryptamine receptor 7
Biological process (GO): adenylate cyclase-activating adrenergic receptor signaling pathway; positive regulation of MAPK cascade
Cellular component (GO): plasma membrane
Molecular function (GO): G protein-coupled receptor activity
Source: RefSeq, a predicted model, not a curated record